Molecule: messenger RNA, 4248 nt
Organism: Synchiropus splendidus (mandarinfish)
Lineage: Eukaryota; Metazoa; Chordata; Actinopteri; Syngnathiformes; Callionymidae
Gene: slc17a7a
Product: solute carrier family 17 member 7a
Exons: 13
Coding region: 96-1853 (585 amino acids)
Biological process (GO): neurotransmitter loading into synaptic vesicle; synaptic transmission, glutamatergic; monoatomic anion transport
Cellular component (GO): synaptic vesicle membrane; excitatory synapse
Molecular function (GO): L-glutamate transmembrane transporter activity; neurotransmitter transmembrane transporter activity
Source: RefSeq, a predicted model, not a curated record
AGGAGGGAGUGAGGAGCGCGAGCGCCGUGCGUGUUCACGCGGGCAAGAGGGCGCGCGGGAGUCCACCACACCGGCCGGGUCACGGAGCCGCGAAGAUGGAGGUCCGACCAGACAGGUUUAAGGCGGUCGCUGCGAAAACUCUGGGGAAAAUAAACAGGCUGAUCGAGAAGAAGCAGCCCAAUGGAGAAACCAUUGAGUUGUCCGCGGAGGGUCGACCUCAGCUGGUGGAGGAGAAGGAGCUGCCCAUGGUCGACUGCACCUGCUUCGGUUUGCCCCGCCGCUACAUCAUCGCCAUCCUCUCCGGCCUGGGAUUCUGCAUCUCAUUCGGGAUCCGGUGUAACCUGGGUGUGGCCAUCGUAAGCAUGGUCAACGAUCACACCGUCUACAAGGGCAACAAAGAAGUUCUCGUGGCUGCCCAGUUCACCUGGGACCCGGAGACAGUCGGGAUGAUCCACGGGUCCUUCUUCUGGGGUUACAUCGUCACGCAGAUCCCAGGGGGGUUUAUAUGUCAAAAAUUUGCAGCUAAUAGAGUGUUCGGCUUCGCCAUCGUGGCCACGUCCACCCUCAACAUGCUGAUCCCUUCAGCCGCCCGCUGCCAUUACAGCUGCGUCAUCCUAGUCAGGAUAUGUCAGGGUCUGGUGGAGGGCGUGUCGUACCCAGCCUGCCACGGCAUCUGGGCAAAGUGGGCCCCUCCUCUGGAGAGAAGUCGAUUAGCAACAACAGCCUUCUGUGGAUCCUACGCCGGAGCUGUUGUGGCGAUGCCUUUAGCAGGAAUACUGGUGCAGUACUCCGGGUGGCCUUCAGUCUUCUAUGUUUAUGGAAGUUUUGGGAUAUUCUGGUACUUGUUCUGGAUUCUGGUGUCGUACGAGAGUCCGGCUGCUCAUCCCACCAUCACGCCGGAGGAGAGGAAGUACAUCGAAGAUGCCAUUGGCGAGUCGGCAACUUUCCUCAACCCUCUGCAUAAAUUCAAAACCCCAUGGCGACAUUUCUUCACCUCCAUGCCGGUGUACGCCAUCAUAGUGGCCAACUUCUGCAGGAGCUGGACUUUCUACCUGCUGCUCAUCAGCCAGCCGGCGUACUUCGAGGAAGUGUUUGGGUUUGAAAUCAGCAAGGUGGGCAUGGUGUCGGCCCUGCCCCAUCUGGUGAUGACCAUCAUCGUACCACUGGGAGGCCAGUUGGCAGACUACCUCAGGACCCACAACCUGAUGACCACCACCAAUGUCCGGAAGCUCAUGAACUGCGGAGGUUUUGGGAUGGAGGCCACGCUGCUGCUGGUGGUGGGCUUCUCUCACACCAAGGGAAUCGCCAUUUCCUUCCUGGUUCUGGCCGUCGGCUUUAGUGGGUUCGCAAUCUCAGGAUUCAACGUGAACCACCUGGACAUCGCGCCUCGAUACGCCAGCAUCCUGAUGGGGAUCUCCAAUGGAGUGGGCACGUUAUCCGGGAUGGUGUGUCCCCUCAUCGUGGGAGCCAUGACCAAACACAAGACUCGUGAAGAGUGGCAGUACGUCUUUCUCAUCGCCUCUCUGGUCCACUACGGAGGUGUCAUCUUCUACGGCAUCUUUGCGUCAGGAGAGAAGCAGUCCUGGGCCGAUAUAGAGGACACCAGCGAGGAGAAGUGUGGCAUCAUCGAUGAGGACGAACUGGCCAAUGAAACGGAGGAUUUGUACCGAGGAGGCGGGCAGUACGGAGCCAUGAGUCAGCAGGUGGUGGGCUCAAACGGCAGAGGGGCCGGGGGAGGAGGAGGAGCUGGAGCCGGCUGGGUGUCCGACUGGGACAAGUCUGAGGAGUACGUUCAGCCGCCUGGAUACAACUCUUACAUGUACGGCGGGGAAGAAGAGAAGGAGCUGACAUAGAAGACGCACUGAUGCGAGGAAAAGAAAAGAUUGUUUUGGGAUCGUCGCUCACUGCACCGCUGAGGGGACUCAUAGGAACAGAGGAUUCAUUCCAUCGUGUGUGUGUGUGUGUGUGUGUGUUUGUUUUGAGUGAGUGCAUGACAACGUUUGGGUUUCUAUACCUCAACUAUUCUGAGCUUUUUUCUGAUUGACCUGAAACGUACAGUGGGAUUUGAGGCCAGCACAUCCAGCAAACAAAUGCCAAGCACUCACACGCACCAGCACACGCUGAAGCACAAGACCCUCUGCCCGACAUUUGACACCCACUCCUUCCCUGACAGCAGCUCCAACACACUUCCUGUACUGGCCAUUUAGAGAGCAUUUCAUCUCUCUCACCUGCUGGUCUUCAGUCUUCCAAAUGGCCUCCCGAAGUUGAUCCUUCCUGACUGGGACUGAUGUCGUUUUUUUGUUACUUUAGCUCUGAGUUCAGGUCACUGGUCAGAUCACGUGUCAAACUCAAGGCAACGCCUGCCAGGCACUUUAUACUGUGUGGCCAGCUCACAUGUGGACGGUUGUCCGCAAAUAUAUCACCAUGCCAUCACUGGGUUUCCCGCCAUGCAUGUUCGCCCAAUGCUCACUGACGGCCUCCCACCACUAGGUGACAGUGUUAACGCCUCUCUACUGAGCCCAAGACGGCGAAAUUAUAGAGGUGGAAGUGAAUAUUUAUUUAAAUUGGAAAGAUGUUUUGUGUCGUUCUCCUGGGUUUCAGCCACAGACUCUCCAACAACAUCCGUGUAUGUUUAGAAUCCUUACUCCUCCAGUGAGUUGGAGCAAGGAUUUUUAUAGAUCCAGGGGUCAGCGAAAGGUCAUGAAUAUGUCAAUCAGAUUUAUGCCUUAAUUGGGUUAAUAAUUUGAACUAAUCCUGGAGGUCACUCACCAGCCUGAACCGGCUGCUCUCCAGUGCUUUUGCUUUGUCGGAACUGUGUUGUCGCGCCUGACACAGUUGGGUGUGAGCAUGUUCGGCAGAUCUAACCGGACGUGUUUGUGAGGAGGUCAAUGAUGGCGCUGCGUUCAGUGGCAGGAUGAGUCUCACCUGACCCAACUAGGUCACGGGCAGCUCGGCUCACAGGUCAGAACGACAACUUCCCUCCCUCUCUCAUCCUCUCUCUCCUCCCCUUCUAUCGUCCUCCAUCACAUCUCCACCUCUUCAGUCCAUCAUGUCUGAGCCUGGCUGUCGUCCGCGCCCGUGCGACUGUGAGCGUGUUGUGUUGGGUGCAGGUGCUGAACCGUUGUGCAGUGAGCAUGUUGUAAUGCGCGGAGCAACGCACUACCCUACCGACCCUCCUCUCCUUUUAACCACACACAUUAGGUGCUAAUUCCAUUCAGACACACUCAUGCGCGUGAGUGAAGGUGAUUUCAUGUGCAGAUGGAAACAACACAAGCUGAAUUCAUCUACCUAAACCAUCACAGCAUCUUCUCUGGAUGCCCUGUAAAAGCAACAACUCCCUCCAUCUUGCUGCAGACAGCUGGGUGAUGGCGUCUCCUGAGAGCAGGAGCGGAGGUCGCAUUGUUCUGUGGCAGUAUUUUGCACCUGAACUUGCAGCAGAGGCGUUCCAUUUCUACCUACACUCUCUAGCUAGCAGACAUACCGACAAUCACAACACAAGUAUUUGACUUUAAACAGUGUUUUUUUUUCAGUAAGAAUGUGUGUGAAUGGAGCUGCAGCGUGUGACAAUGACUCAACAGGGGACAGUAAUAUUUGGCGAGAAAUGUCUUCUGGACAUGAAUGGCUCUCCCAUUUUUAAAUGUUGUAUCGGUGUUCUUUGUCUCAGUUAUUGAAUAUUGUCCUCCUGUGUCCUAUUGAAACGUAUGGCGACAAAAAAAAAAAAAAGAUUGAUGUACAAAUGAAGUUGAUGUGGAAUAUCCUUCUGUAUAAUAAAGUUGAAUCUGAGCUGUUUAACUCGUUCUGACACGGUCAGCCUCGACCCAGAGAUAAGUCUUUAUUUAUUUCCUUAUUAGAUCUGGAGGAUGAUUUCACUUUUCCCUGUGGUUCUCCCUGGACAGAUGGAUGUUGGAUUAUCUGUGAUUUUAGGCAAAGAUUAGAUGGGAGAGCAGAUGCACUGUGCUGGCGAGGGAGCGGCGGAAACACGCCUCACGCUGAGGGUGGGACAAUAUGGGAGCGUGUGUGCCAGGUAUGACUCCUGCUGGGAGAAUAUGCUGCUUCAUUUGCCACACGUGGAUAAGAAUAACACCUACAUAGACUACAAAAUGCAUCAAUAUUUACAAGCACAAUAACCCGGAGGCGCAACAACAUAUGUUUUGACGUCAGGAGCCUCUUGUUGACCACAUUACUGCAGACAUUUUAACACCGGUUAAACAAAAUGAGUUAAGUCGGGUAAUACCAAAUACAAUAUUC